Messenger RNA from Cokeromyces recurvatus, 1064 nucleotides. Its product is annotated as 2,4-dienoyl-CoA reductase. Gene Ontology annotation, biological process: fatty acid catabolic process. NCBI's taxonomy places the organism in Eukaryota, Fungi, Mucoromycota, Mucoromycetes, Mucorales, Mucoraceae. The record is from RefSeq and is a predicted model, not a curated record. The transcript has 8 exons. Bases 55 to 867 code for a protein of 270 amino acids. Gene Ontology annotation, molecular function: 2,4-dienoyl-CoA reductase (NADPH) activity.
CUCUCUCCUCUCUUUUCCCCCCUCCCCCACACACACAUUAUUUAUUUAUUUGUAAUGACUGUAGUAGUAGAGACAACUCAGAUUUUUAAAGAUAAUCUUUUUAAGGGAAAAGUUUUAUUUUGUUCUGGAGGUGGUAGUGGUAUUUGUCGUAGUAUGACCGAAGCAAUGGUCAAUCAUGGUGCCAAAGCUGUCAUCUUUUCUAGAAGUAAGGACAAAUUAGAAAAAGCUGCAAGAGAAAUGUGUCUAAAGACUGGUGGCGAAGUUUUUGCUAUCGCUGGUGAUGUUCGUAAUCCAGCUGAUAUUGAGAGAGCUAUCAAGGUGACAAUCGAAAAAUAUGGUCAACUUGAUUUUUUAAUUAAUGGAGCAGCUGGUAAUUUCUUAUCUUCUUUCAAUGACUUGAGUUAUAAUGCAUUUCGUACCGUUAUUGAGAUUGAUUUACUUGGUACGUUUAAUUUGACGAAAGCUGCUGUUGAACAUCUUAAGAAAUCAAAAGGGGCUAUCAUUAAUGUUUCUGCAACCUUACACUAUACGGGGACUCCUUUUCAACAACAUGCUGGUGCGGCUAAAGCAGCGAUUGAUGCUCUGACUAAGCAUUGGGCAGUUGAAUUAGGGCCUCAUGGAGUUCGUGUAAAUGGCAUUGCACCUGGCCCUAUUGCUUCAACAGUAGGUAUGGAGAAACUAGGUCCUGCUUUUGAUACUAAGGGUGUUCCUUUGCAGCGAAUGGGUGAAGUUCAAGAUAUCGCUCAAUCUACUGUUUUUCUUUUCUCUGAAGGAGCUAGUUAUAUUACCGGUGUAGUACUUGUCGUAGACGGUAAACAUUUGAUAAAGAUAAAACACACACACACACCUAUACAUAUAUCUUACUAACUAUUUGUAUUAGGGGGUGCAUGGUUAAAUCCUUCUUAUCCUAACUAUCCUGAUAUUGUUCUUUCAAAUAUUAGCUUUAAGCUUUAAAAAUAUUCGUUAGUAAACCAAAAAAAAAGAAAUAUUAUUAUUUAUUUGUCUUCAACUAUUUAACAUGGAGUUCUUUUUAUAUAAAUAAACCCCUCUUCUUCUUCUUCUUU